Messenger RNA from Mytilus californianus (California mussel), 8617 nucleotides. RefSeq names its product telomere-associated protein RIF1-like. Gene Ontology annotation, biological process: telomere maintenance. The coding region runs from base 77 to 8551 and encodes 2824 amino acids. The record is from RefSeq and is a predicted model, not a curated record. Gene Ontology annotation, cellular component: nucleus. Lineage: Eukaryota; Metazoa; Mollusca; Bivalvia; Mytilida; Mytilidae. The transcript is spliced from 33 exons.
GUUAGCCAAUCAAAUAUCAACGAAAUGUACAUUUCCCGCGGACAACAGGACCAUGAAUACACAUUGAAAUAAAAAAAUGGCCUCAACAAAGUCUGUAGAUAUAAAUUUAGCUGCUGUUGUAGCAAUAUUAGAGCAUGAGUCCAGCAGCCAUGAAGACAAAGCUGAUGCCUACAGUCAGGUGACAAAGCACAUGAAAGACGAUGAUUUGUCAUUGUUUGACCUUGACCUGUCUAAACAUGGAAAACUGGUGGUAACCAUGGCAAUAAGAGAUAUUUUGGAUAGUCAUCCCAAAGUUAGCCAUGGUGCUCUACAUGUGUUAGGUUUUUGUCUUCAUGACAAAGACAUAGUAAGGUCAUUAGGAUACCCACUUCAAACAAAAUGCUUGAUUGCCAUUGAAAAAUGUAUUGGAAAAUUUUGUGAAGAUAAAAUAGCAUGUACUAGAGCAUUGUGGUGUAUUGGAAACCAAGUUCUAAGUGAUUUUAUUGUCAAAUCAGAGUUGACCAAGUUGAUUAAAGCUAUUGGUAAGGUCUGGAACAGAUGGAUCAGUAAAUCUGCUACAGUUGAAAAUGAAGCUUCUAAGGCUGUUAUAAGGCUAUAUCAACAAGACCCAGAAGGCAUGAAAGAGAAUUUUGGAGACUGGGGAAAGUCAACAUUAUUAUCAUUGGUUCAUCUGGUUCCUCAAAUUGGAUCUCAACUUUUAUCUAUAGCAAGGGAAGUCUUUACAAAGGACAAUGUCAUUUUGUGGUCGAAACCAGUUUUGGAUGAAUAUAAAAUGGCUAUUGGACCAGAGUUAAAGAAAAUGAUGAGUGAGAAACAGGAAGUUCAUGCUUUAAGAUUAUGGUCAUUGUAUGUGCAUGUUCUGGGGAAAGAAUUACAUAAUGGCAAUUUUAUCAACCAGAUGUUACCAUUAGUAGAGGAAGGAUUUAAAAGUAUAAAUGCAGAAGUAAAGAUUGAAGCUUUCAGAGCAUGGAAACAGUUAAUCCUUAAUUUCUCUACUGACAUCAGCAUUUUGUCAGAUUCUAAACGUAUAAAGUUGAUAAUGCAAGUUUUCAAGUUUAACAAUGCUAAAACUGAGCCAGUGGCAGUGGAAAAGUUUAAAAUAUGGUGGUUCUUCAUAACCAAGCUGGGUAGCAAAGCUGCAGUUUAUUUUGACCAGGUUUGUUUGCCCUUGCUGAAUUUCUGUCUUGGAGGAUCAGUAAAGACCAGCACCUCAACUGGAACUCCUCGUAUGCAGACUGGUAUAAGUCCAAUGACACCACAUCUAAACCUACCUAGUUCUAGUAGUGGAUUACCUGUGUUUGAUAAGCUACAGAGAAAUGCAUGGGAAGUUAUAGGUCAUUUCUUUGGAGACUUUCCUUCAGAUCUAGGUGGUUCAUCUGUUAAAUAUCAACUAGAAUCUCCAAAAGUAGAAUUUCUAACAGGACCACCAUCUUUCCUUAAACAUUCACUACCACUAAUCACAGCUACUAUAGAUAUAUUAAAGUUUGAAUUUACCACAGAGGCAGUGUUACAUCAUAUUUGGUUUGCAUUGAUAGCACAUAUUAAGAAUGUCCUUGACAGUGGAAUCACGUCUGAUGUUAAAGAAAUGUUUUCCUUCUUCUUGACACAGUUCCAAACUUUAGUGUUGAGUCAGGCUUUACACCUUCCAAAAAUCUGGACAAUGUUUGACGCUGUUUGUUGUUUACCCAGGAAAUCCUUGUCAUCUACAGCUUACAAUAUCAGUAAUGGUGAGAAAAUACAUGGAAGUCCUGCAUUGUUUUUGAUGGAACUUUUAUUGACUCCAUCUGUUUUGUCCAGAUCACAGAGAAGUGAAAAGUAUAUGACCAUAUUCAGUAAUUUGACAUCUGUUGGUUUGGAGAAUGGAACUGGUUACCUAGAGUUCUGUCAGUCAGUUUUAGAGCUAUUGGGUAGGAACAGAGAAUUCAUCAAGGAACCAGAUUGUAUUUGGAGACUAUGGAGUAGACUAGCUAACUGCUUACAUGAUCAGAUAACAAAAACCAAUGAAAUAAACCAAGGAGAUUCAUUAGAACACAACUUUAAUUGUAUGUACAACAUGUUGACUUUCCCUGUCAAAUAUAAGAUGACACAUGCUGUGGAAGCACCAACAUACAAGACGAUGGUUAAGACCUGGACAGAGUUAUAUAGCACAUUGUCACGUCUCUCAGCACUAGUGACCACAGCUGAAUCUAAUGUUUGUUGUGAAGAGUUGUGUCAUAUAAUACUCAAAGACAUUGCAAAGGAUUGUUUAUUAAAUUUGAAUGGUUUAGAUUUUGUAGCACAAGGAUGUUUGGCCAUGAUAAACUGUAUGGACUUUGGUUCUGUUGGUACUGUUGGAAACUUCAAUAUAGGUGGUAUAAGUCCAGCUAAAUGGGCUAAGAAGAAACAGAAACCUUUAGAAAAUUUACAAUCAUUUGUUGAUCUGCUGUGUCAUUUGAGUGUUGUCUUCACUGAGUUAACAGAAGACUUCAUGUCUAGUCCACAAAAGUUGAGAUCUCUAACAAGAAAAAUUGAUGGUGGAUCCCCAAAUCUAACCAGUAUACUAUCAACUGUCUUUGAAACAAUAAUAAUAUUGUAUGCUCAUAUAACUUCAUCAACAUUUUUGGUCAAACUUCUAGAGAAGACAGCCAAUACCAUAUCAGGUCUCUACAAAUUAUCUAGUGGAUGGUCUGGUGUACCAUUCAUUAAAAAGACUGAGAAAAUGACCGAGACUAUAUGUAAUAGUGUACAGAAACAGUACAAUGGACAACUGGACUCCGACUUUCUCAAGAUCAUGUCACCUUUCGUAGAGGCCACAUUAUCUCAUCCUAGACGUAGCAUUAGUGUCAUCACUCAAAACUUUUGGACCAAUACAUUUAGUACAGGACCACCAUUGGACUAUCCAGAAAGUCUCAGUGAACUUUUACAGAGUAUGACUAAGAAACAUCGGCUUCGGAUCAGUUUACCAAAUUGGGUUGUUAAUGAAGUAGAUGUUGUUGAUGAGACACCUUGUAGUGAACUUACACAGGGGGAUUCCCAAGCUCCAGAACCUCAUAUUCCUGGAAUACCAUCACCUCAUAAGAUCUGUGGAAGUUUUCUCAAGAAAGCAGUAUCACCUCACAGGGAGAAAUCUCCAGCCAAAUCAGCAGACAAAACUCCAAACUCUGCGAAAAAGAAAAUCUUACCAGUAGACGACUUUCAGAAUGAAGUUUUUGUAGUUAUAAAAUCACCACCUCCAAAAAGGAACCCAUUGACAGAACAUCAAAUUGAAAUUUUCAAAGAAAAAAGGACAGUACCAGCUAUGUACAACACAUUGGAUGCCUCACAAGAUAUUUCUUUGAUGUCUCACUUCAACACAGGGAAUUCUCAGUCACAAUCACAGCUACCAAAGAUUUUACCAGCCAAAAAUUCUGAAACUUUAAAACAAGAAAAAGAUAAAGGUGAACAAUCAUCGCAAAAAUCAGAGGUAAAGAAGCGUGAACCAAGUAUACAUGGGAAGAGAAACAAGAAAAAGUCCUCCAUAAAUGAUUCAGAUGGGACUUCUAAAACCAAUCAGAGAUCUGUAAGGUUUUCUGAUGAAAUCAACAUUGAUGCUACAAGUCCUGAUGCUUCACAAAAAGAUAUUGCUCACUUUAAUGUCAUCAAGAGUAUGUUACCUAACCUUGCCUCAAAAGGUACACCAACUAAACAGAAUGAAAACUUGUCUGAUGAUCACCAGUCACUGAUGGGCAGGGAAGAGGAUGAAAUCAGCUGUGUUCAGCAGCUUAUGUCAUUAGGUACACCAAGACUGUCACCACCUGGCAAAUCCUCACAGUCUGAUUCUCCUUGUAAGGAGGAAGGCCUUCCUUCACCAUCACAGAGAAGACUAGAUUCUUGGAUAAUAAAAUCUCCUAUAAAGCAGUCAGAACUUUCUAAUUUUAGACAAGAAAAAAUGUCAGAGUCCGGAAGUAAUGCUAAAAAAACUAAAGGAAAAAAAUCAGCACAUGUUUUUAGUUCACCAAGAGUUCAAACACGUAGAUCAUCUAUUGAAAAUGGCAAAAAAGAUGAUAUGGUUGUACACAGAAAAGUAUCUGAAGAUUCCCAGACAUCCAACAAGUUACUAUCAUCACAAGAGAAGAUGUUUUCACAGACAUCUUUAUCAAUAUCACUAGUAGAUGAAACACAGUCUCCAAAAAAGAUGAAGCCACCAAAUGAUGAUGCAGUUUUUGUGAAACCAACAACUGACAUGAGAGAGAAAAUGAAUGACAAAACUAAGAUAUGUAAACUAUCCCCUGUUAUAGCUGUGAUUGAAGAGACCCAGUCUCCAAAGAAAUCGACAGGUUUUAAUCCCAUCCUGACAACUCCACCUAAACUUGUAAACCAAGAAGACCUUGACUUCUGUGAAGACUCCAACAUUAUUCCUGCUUCUCCUACUUCAAAUAAAAGUGUCAGACUUGGUACUCCAGUAUUAAAACUAAGGAAGCUAACUCAAAAUGAAAUAUUACAGUAUAGUCCAUCACGUAAAGAUGGCACAAGUUCUAGUCUGACUCCUACUAGAAGACGUGGAAGACCAUGUAAAAGUACAAGUCUUACACCAUGUUCAAGUGAUCCGUCUUCUAACAGAAGUGGUGACAAAGAACUUGCUCAGCUUUUCCUCCAUGAACAUGAUGAUUUUUCUGAUUUAAAACCGAUUCAACCUGAACAAAUUGAGGAUCCAGCACAGAAUGAGGAUCUGCCAGCCUCGCAAGGAUUCUCUGUUGAACAAAGUGGUUCUAAACAAGCAAGUUUGUCAGCUUCUGAAAGUCUGUUUACUGAAAGGGAUUCACAGGAAUAUAAUCCUUGUUUAGAAUCUACACUGAGUGAAACAACUACCAAAGUAGAAAAAUAUGUCAAAUCUGUUGACAAAAGUCCCCCUGCUGUUAUUGAAAAGGAUACUUGUGAAAGUACACAUGAAUCUGAUCCAGGUUCAUAUAAUCCUCUGUUAGAACCAACUUUGGCUACAUCUACCAUAGGUUCUGCUAGAAAAAGAAAGCAGAAAACACCCAAAAAAUUAUCUCCAGAAAGUGCUGGACCACCAAGACGUAAAAGAAGACACAUUUCUCUUACAAGUAAAAAAGAAGAAAACUCUAGUCAAGACGAUUCCGGCAUGGAUGGACAGAAUUUAUCUGAUUCUGUAUCAACACCAAAAAGACGGAGAGUUAUGAGAGGAAAAAAUCAUUCAGAGGUCAAUAACCCUGUAGCAAAUGGUAAGAAAGCUGAAAAGGAGGAUGGAAAAAGUGAAACCAAAAUUCUAUUAACAUCACAAUCAGAAAAGUCUUCAGAAUCAUCACAAAUUAAUUCAUUAAGAAAUGAGGAAAGCCAGGCUUUGAUUUCUUUGGAAGAAUGUCUUCAAAACUCUUCAUCCAAAUCAGUUAAUGACAAUAUAAUUACGGUUGGUCAUGUUCAGAUUGAUAACACAAAUAUUAAUGAGCAAAGUCAAAUAUUCAAACAGAAAAAGUCUGGUGAGUUACCAGUAGAGACUGAUAACUUCAUGGACGUUGAUUUUAAUGAAUCUUUCACAGAAGAUGCAGAGACUGGUCAAAUUCAUUUAAAAAUUAACAAAACACCUGAAUCAGACUCUACCAACAAACAAAAAAUGGAGAAAACACCAGAAAAUCGUUCAAUUACUGAUACACCUACAAGGGUUAGCACCACCAAAAAGAAAAAGGAAGUAGCUCAAAGGAGAUCUUUAACAAAAGGAAAGACAGCCAUUCCACUUGAUUUAGAUACAAAAUUAGACACUGAUGACAGCAAGGACACUUUUAAGACACGAAAUAAAGAGCUUGAAUCAAUCAUAGAAUCUGAAGUUCAGGAAAGUGAGGAUAUCUUUAAAUCUAUCAAGGAAAAUCUAACUGAAGAAGUCAAUGAAAUUUCGGAUAAGAUUAAACAAAACAAACAAACAAUAGAAGCUAUAGAUAUUGAAGAUGUGCAGGCUUCCAUCAAGGAAGAUCAGAAAAAUGUACCUGAGGCAGACAAAAAUUCUGACAAAUUUUCUGGUGAAACUAUUAAAUCAUCUGAACUGAAAGCAGACAAGAUUCUGGGUGACCAGGGAAGCAAUAAUCAGAGUUCUUGUGAUCAACAAGAUAAAAACGAGAGUUCAGUUGACCAAGAAGACAGUAAAAAGACUUCAGGUAACCAGGAAUUUGGUAAUAAGAGUUCCAGUAGCCAGGAUGACAGAAAACAAAGCUCUGAAAAUUUUGAAUUAUUUGAAAAUUCUGAGAAUAAGGAACUGGAAAAUAAUAUUGAACAGGUUUAUACUGAUGAAUUUAACAGCGGAGAAAAGAGAAAUAAUCAAGACAAGAAAGAUGAUAGUCAAAGUAAAAAUAUAGAUGCACAAAAGGAAUGCAUUGAUAACCAACAAGAGAACGACAAUAAUGGCACCAUAAACUCUUCAAAUACAAAUGUAUGUUCAGAAAAUAAAAAUAAUAAAUCAGAAGAAAAUUUGGAUACCAGUUUAAUGUCAACAUCAUUUACCAGUGAAAGUGAUGACAAUGUCCCCCUUUCUUCAUUGAAGCCAAAAGAUAUAAGUCCAACUUCGGAUUUAGAAAAUUUUUCAGAACCAGAGGGUUUGCCAAAUAAAUCCAGAAAGGGCAGGCCAAAGAAAAUAACAGGGGAUGGGAAAGGGAAGACUUCUCCUUUGUCUCAAAGGUUAAGAUCCUCAGGUAGAACUUUACGUACACGUGGUAUAAAGAAGGCAGCAAGCGAUAUGUUAUCUCUAUCUAAAUCAAAAAGGACAAAAAGAAACAAUGUAGAUACAACACAGAUAGAAGAAGAAAAAGAUGGAAAAGGUGCUUUGUCAGAACUUACUACUGAAGCCAAUGAUGUGAUUGUUAUACCAUCGCAAUCUCAGUCUACAAGUGUUAAAAUUGAUGAAGCAGAAGAAAUCGUCGGCCCUGAUAAUCUGAAAAAAUUCAAUGAUAUGAUGCAAGAUGAAACUCCACGUAAAACUCCGGAUGUAAUAAAUACAAGAAAAGGUUUAACCUUUGCUGACAGACAUUCUGACAGUAAAUUGAUCACAGUAUCACGUAAAUUUGAGAAAAGGUCAAUCAUGGCUAGACGUAGCAUACUUAAACCAACAAUUCGUUCCUUAAGUCUUGAAUCACCAUCACAGCGUAAAAGUUUUCAUCCAAUCAAAAUUGGCCAUAUCUAUUCUCCAUCUGCUUCACCAAGUGCAGGAAUAUUGAAAAGAAGAAGACUUAGUGGAGAGAAAGCAAAGGAUUCACCAUCUCCUCCACCAAAGCAAAGAAGAGUGUCAUUUGCUACACCUUUAUCAGAAUCCAAACAGAUGAAUGGAACAACAGAGAGACCUGCUUCUCCACUGGUAUCAACAUCAACAUCUAAAGUCUCAUCUUCACUUGAAAAGAUUUUCACAUCAUCAGUUAGUGACAGUCAAGUUACAGAUUCUGACUUGAGUAAGAAAGAUAGUGAGAUGAGCCAGAGUAGUUAUGCUAGUACCCAGCAAUCUCAACUGAACACUUCAGAUGCAGUAUUUCCUGAACUGAAAAGUUGUGCUGUCAGUGUAGAUAAAGUUCUACCACAGUUGACAUCAUCCAUGUGGGCAAGAGGACUGGGACAAUUAGUUAAAGCGAGGAAUAUUCACACAAUAGGAGAUUUAUCAUCAUUGACAGAAAAACAAGUAGAUGAAUUACCAAUAAGAUCACCUAAGGUAUCUGUGGUACGGAAGGUUCUCAGAAAGUAUGAAGAACAAACAGGUGCAAAACAGAUUAAAAUUAUUUCGGCACAGGAAAAACAAGGAAAUGCUAAAGAGGAACAGAAUAUAGAUAAAACAGAUAUUCAGGUUUCAUCAACAGAUUUACAAAAGAAUCAGGCUGACAGCAAAGUUUCAACAACAGAUUUACAAAAUGAUCAGUCUAACAGCAAAGUUUCAACAACAGAUUUACAAAAUGAUCAGUCUGACAGCAAAGUUUCAACAACAGAUUUACAAAAGGAUCAGGCUGACAGCAAAGUUUCAACAACAGAUUUACAAAAGAAUCAGGUUGACAGCAAAGUUUCAACAUCAAAUUUACAAAACGAUCAGGCUGACAGCAAAGUUUCAACAGCAGAUUUAGAAAAUGAUCAGGCUGAAAGCAAAGUUUCAAAAGCAGAUUUAGAAAAUGAUCAGGCUGAAAAUAAAGUUUCAAAAGCAGAUAUAUCUAUUGAACAAAAAGAUGAUAAAUCUACAGUGGAUAAUACAGACAGUAAAACUCAGACUGGUGAUAUAUCUAUAUCUACACUGGAUAAAGCAGACAUUGAAAUUCAGACCAUAUUACAUUCUAGUGAUAAAAUAGUACCCCAUACAGAUGACAUGAAUACAAUGGUGUCAACUUCUGUUUCAGAAGGCACAUCUAGUGAAUUGAAAAUUGAUCCGGAGGAAAAAACUGUUGACAAAAAUUCUAUGAUAUCAACAUUACAAAGUUUGGUUGAACAGUGUAAAAAUGAUAACAUGAAGGAGUUGAAAACUCAGGAUAUAUUUAAAAUUCACCAACAUUUAUCAGAAUUAACCACUUCUGUGGUGGAUACAUUGAAACAACGAUGCCAUUCUCCAACCGAAAACUAAAUUAUAACAUUAAUAUAUACAUAUGUCUGUAUCAUGUUUUAAAAUAAUAAUAUCUAUUUUCUUUUA